This is a messenger RNA of Copidosoma floridanum, 870 nucleotides long. RefSeq lists its product as uncharacterized. The record is from RefSeq and is a predicted model, not a curated record. NCBI's taxonomy places the organism in Eukaryota, Metazoa, Arthropoda, Insecta, Hymenoptera, Encyrtidae.
AUGGCGGUGAUUCUGCAAGUAAACCUUGAUGGGACCGUGCUUGCGCAUGAUCUGCUGGACCAGUUCUCCCGCGCCCGGGGUGUAGACUCGCUCUUCAUAAAUGAGUCGUCCCGCACGUUAUCAGGUUGGGGCUGGUACUGCGACAGGACUGGAUGCGCGACCAUCUUGAUUCGCAGCGACAAGUUUCCCGUAUCCAAUUCCAGAGGCGGGGACGGGUUCGUGCGGAUCAGGAGUGGAAGAGUAUUCUAUGUGAGCUGCUACAUUUUCCUUAACAUAUCGAUCGGCGUCCUUAGAGGGCGGCUUGCCGAGCUCGAGGAUACUAUUUGUGUGUGCAGGGAGAAUGGCGACUUAGUCCUGGCCGGCGACUUCAACUCCAAGGCCAUCUCUUGGGGGGAGCCGAGAACCGACUCCAGGGGGCGGGCGGUGCUAGAGAUGGCUGCAAGGCUAGAUCUCAUCGUCAUGAACUCUGGUAGUUUAGCAACGUUCAGACGAACCGGAAACCGGGGCACGAUCAUCGACUUUACACUAGCGUCGUCACAAAUGGCGGCGCGGGUGUCUGACUGGCAGGUUCUGGAGGACUAUACGGCUAGUUAUCACCAAAAUGUCAGCUUCACAAUUAAUGAGGAACAUGGAACAAACUUGCGAGGAGUGCCUCAAGGGCGUGCAGCCAGAUGGAACGUAGCAAAGCUGAAUCGAGAUUUGUUGCGGGAAGCCAUGACAAGCGCGCCCCCUUACGCCGACUUAUAUAAGAUUACCAAUGCGGUGGAAGUCGAGGCUCUUGUAGAGGGUACCAUGAGACAUGUCAAGGAGUGGUGUGACACGUGUAUGCCCAAAAGAACCGCCAGGCGGGGCUGGCGGUCGUGCUGCUAG